Messenger RNA from Bolinopsis microptera, 833 nucleotides. RefSeq names its product delta and Notch-like epidermal growth factor-related receptor. The transcript is spliced from 7 exons. Gene Ontology annotation, biological process: heterophilic cell-cell adhesion; establishment or maintenance of epithelial cell apical/basal polarity. The record is from RefSeq and is a predicted model, not a curated record. Bases 93 to 719 code for a protein of 208 amino acids. Lineage: Eukaryota; Metazoa; Ctenophora; Tentaculata; Lobata; Bolinopsidae. Gene Ontology annotation, cellular component: plasma membrane; protein-containing complex.
ACUGUGGACAUGGUCGCUGUACUGUCCGAUCAGGAUCUCCUCUCUGCUACUGCACCAAAGGGUGGACUGGAAAACACUGCCAACAACAAGACAUGUGUGCCAGACACCCUUGUCAACAUGGACAGUGUGUUUUAUCCAACAACUACCCAACCUGUGAGUGCGAGGAUGGAUAUCAUGGAACAUUCUGCCAAAUAGAGCAAGCUUGUCGGCAGCACUCCCCUUGUGUACAUGGACGAUGCAUUGAAGACAAAGGCAGACCUAAGUGCAUUUGUGACGUGGGCUGGACUGGACCUGCCUGUAAUGGAAAAAACCACUGCUCAAAAUGUAAGAAUGGUAUUUGUAAUUUUACCACAGGGCAGUGUCACUGCCAUCAUGGAUGGACUGGAGAUGAUUGCAUGGAGAAACACCCCUGUGCAUUAUAUCCCUGUAAACAUGGACAAUGUAAACUGAUAGGACACACUAUACAGUGCUUGUGCGAGCCGGGCUGGACAGGAGACCACUGUGACAGCUUCGACCGGUGUAGUGACUUAAGCUGUGCUUAUGGAGGAUGUGUUACUGAAAACGGGCACCCAUACUGCCGCUGUAAUCCUGGUUGGACAGGUGCCACAUGUUCAGCAAGAACUUUAGAGGUAUCAAGACUAACGGAGGAAGCUUCGCCCAAUGUCAGUUACAAAGAAAUGGAUGAUGCCUCAAAUAAUUUCCCCCAAUCUUCAUCUUGAAAUGGCUGAGGGACUUUUGCAAAACGGAGAACACUAUUUAGGCUAAUACAAUAUAUAUUUUACGAUGAAAUUCUUUUGUGAAUGAAAUACAAAAUCAAUGGUAUAAAAUAUUAU